Messenger RNA from Hyaloscypha bicolor E, 760 nucleotides. RefSeq lists its product as uncharacterized. The coding region runs from base 63 to 416 and encodes 117 amino acids. The transcript is spliced from 4 exons. NCBI's taxonomy places the organism in Eukaryota, Fungi, Ascomycota, Leotiomycetes, Helotiales, Hyaloscyphaceae. The record is from RefSeq and is a predicted model, not a curated record.
GACUGCGUGAGUCACCAUUGUUCCAUUCACAUGAUAGAUUCGCCCGCAUUUUCUAGGAAGUCAUGCCUAAUGUUCCUCUUACACAGCUAACGCCCCCCUCAUACACUCAACACUCCCGCGGAUUCAACAUCCAAGAAAAAUCAGUCAACUACGGACACAAUAUGUCCGCGAUGUCGUCGACUCAACAGGCAAACCCGGCGCAUCACCCACCUCAAACAUCCCCAGAUAAAUCCUACUGGAUUUGCUGCCGCAGCAUCCAAGGCCAAACCCAAGCCGGUCAGGCUACUGAAUCCCGUUGCCAUACGUACAACCCCUCAAUCGCAACUUCUUGCACGAGAUGUCACCAUGCGAAAUGCUUCGCAUGUUUUGAAAGAGAGAGCUCUGAUUCCAUGGCUAUGCCGUGGAAGCAUCCCUGAAUGCACUUCGAGUUCACUUCAGGUUUGGCCUUGCUUUGGGAAGAUUGAUGCUCUUAGAGGUCAAUGAUAAUUGGGAAUUGAUUUCGGGGAGUUGAUGAUUCUUGGGAGGUUGUUGCUCUCGAGGAAUUGGUGAUCUCAGGGAAUUAAUUCUUGGAAAAGCAGAGCUAGGUUGUGAUUCAGUUGUUGCCCUUCAAUGGAUUUCGGGAUUUCGGGUUGCAUUCAGAAAUUGUUCGGGCAGGUCCUUUGAAUGCGAUCAUAUCCUAAUGUUGUUUAUUGCACUUGAUCUUCAAGACCCAUCCACGGAGACCAUACAUAGAGCCUGUGUAACUAUUCGUGUCUCACCU